Messenger RNA from Anneissia japonica, 2179 nucleotides. RefSeq lists its product as uncharacterized. The coding region runs from base 938 to 2179 and encodes 413 amino acids. The transcript is spliced from 13 exons. The record is from RefSeq and is a predicted model, not a curated record. Lineage: Eukaryota; Metazoa; Echinodermata; Crinoidea; Comatulida; Comatulidae.
CAUCGCGAGUCGCUACCAUCAUGAAUCGCUGGGAAAGAACGUUGUUUUUAGUAAUAAAAUGCUAAAAACUGGUGUAAUUAGUGAGAGAACUGGAUGAAAAGGAAUUGUAAGAUAUUGUUAGGAGCGCACAGUAGUACGGCUGCCCGUUAUUAUAUCCGAUUGUGUUCUACAGCUCACCACGUGAUGUCAUCAGUGAGAGUUUAAAAUCAGCGACGGUAGAAACUGUGGACUACGUGCACUCGUUCGGUCGUUGUAUUCUACAUCACAUUGCUGCACUCGGCUACACUCAACAACUGAGAGCAGCACUCAGGAUUUCUGCAGGCAAUGUGAAUAGGCAAGACAUGGACGGCAAUACUCCACUUCACAAGUUGUUAGGAGCUAACCAUUCAUACCGAGAUCACACAGAUGCAACACGUUAUUUAUUAACGAAUGGAGCAGAUGCCAAGAUAAAAAAUAUGGUAAAGUAGAUAAAUGACGAAGAUGAUUAUUAUUAUUAUUAUUAUUAGUAUUAUUAUGGCCUAUUAUUAUUAUUAUUAAUAUUAAUAAUAUUUUGAUAAUAAUGAUGGUGAUAAGGAGCAUACUAAAAUGAUUGAUGGCAACCAUAAUGUCGAUAUGGUAGUGGUGACUAAUGAUAUUAGGAUUUCGGCCUAUACACUCAGGCGAAAUGUUUAUUGAUUUUCAUCAGCGUUUUAUUGUUAACAUGAAUCUCUACAAGAUGCAAAUGUAGAAUUAAAGAUUAAUUAAAUUGAUAUGUAAAUUUAUUCAAUUCAGUUGUUUGUUUUUUAUUUGUGUAACAUUUGUUGAAGCUUUAAUGUAAUUGUUUUUCUUGAUUAAUAUUAAUUAAUUUCAUGAAGUAUGUUUUUCUUGAUUAAUAUUAAUUAAUUUCAUGAGGUAUGAUAUGUGAUUGUAGUUGCAGCGUGGUCAAACUCCAGCUGACAUGUAUGUGCACAACACAUGUAGGAAGUACGAUUCUAGAAACAGAAAAGAACAGAAAGAAAUGCUUAUGCGUCUCUUACAAACGGGGAAUGUUCCAAUGGAAAUCUUGGCGCGUGGGCACGAAGCAAUGAAAGCUUUUAAUGAUGCUCUAGCUGAGGGAGAAGCAGAGGUUAAUCAAGGCAGGACAGUUUUUAUGGGCCUCGAGAGAGUCGGAAAAACAUCUACUAUCAAGUCAUUUUUAAGAAAUACUUUUGAUCCAAAUGAGAGUAUUACAGACGCAAUUGCCAACACAAAGGUGUGUACCCAUGAAAUACACGAUGAAUUGAAUUGGAAGGAAGCACCUCCUGAUCAUUCUGGUGCCAAUGACAUGUAUGAAGCAAAAAUGGCAGAUUCCAUAGCGAAAAAAAUAUUAGAAAAAGAAACGGACAAGAAUGUAGAAGUAACAAGAGAAAGCGUGUUAUCACCAGCUAAAGCCGAGACGAAAGAUAACCAGGGACAAUCAUCAUCGAAUUUUGACGCCAGAAACCCGAAAAUGGAAUCAGAUACCAAAGAGCAGACACAUACCCAUUCGAUGGAAGAGGUCCCCGAAACCAUCGCCACUAAAGUCCAGGAGCGAAUAAAAGAACUCAAGUUCACAAGGGGAGAUGCGACGCAAGAAUGGCAAAAAUCUGGCAACGAUUUCAUUAUGAGCAUCUGGGAUUUCGGGGGCCAGCCGAUAUAUCAUGUUAUGCAACGAACAGGUACUCACCUAGGCAGCCUCGAAGGGAAUGAAGAGGAACAGAAAAGAAAGGCCGAAGAAAUAUUCAAUAAAAUUCGGAAAGCAUUGGAAGGGAAACCUUAUGAAACAAUGGUGUCAAGUUUCUUUGCUAUUGAGAACAGCUUACCGUUCGCAAGGAGCAAUGCUUUUAAAAUUAUGAACCAGAUUUUAAAGUUUGCAAAGAGGAUGGUUAGGAAACUGCCUUUGAAAUGGCUGCUUGUUCAACAAGAAAUCCAGAAGUUGAAAGUGGAACAUAUCUAUUUACCAACCAAAGAGGUGAUUGCUUUGGUUGAGCGUUGUGGGGUCAAACAAGAUGCUCAAAGGGUGCUGCUUGAGUAUUUACACGACCUUGGUGAGAUUCUUUACUUUCCUGAUGACGAAGCCUUAAGGAAUAUUAUUGUUUUGGAUGUGAUGCAAUUAGUCGACAUGCUUAAAACAAUAAUCACCGUUAUUGAUCCAAAGUUAAUGGCUAAUAUAAAAGCAUAG